This is a messenger RNA of Bicyclus anynana (squinting bush brown), 2099 nucleotides long. Its product is annotated as RNA-binding protein 45. The record is from RefSeq and is a predicted model, not a curated record. NCBI's taxonomy places the organism in Eukaryota, Metazoa, Arthropoda, Insecta, Lepidoptera, Nymphalidae. Gene Ontology annotation, molecular function: RNA binding. The transcript is spliced from 2 exons. Bases 228 to 1739 code for a protein of 503 amino acids.
CGUAAGUGUGAUCUGUGGUCGCUGGUCAAAAAUGUUAAAUGGUCGGUUUUUGACAUUUUGCAAUUGCAUUUUGUUUGAAUUGCAUUGCUGACUGCUGUGUUGCCUAAACUUUUAAAUAAAAUUUAUAAAGGUGGAAAAUAAGAAACAAGCGUGACGAUUGACCGUGUUGUUGACUCGAACAUUGACCAGACCAAACUUUUCAACGUUUACUUAAGACAAUAUAAACAAUGAAUCAGAGCUUUAAGCGCAGUGGUGAACGAAAGGAAGAAACACCAUAUUCAAGAUUAUUUGUGGUAUGCAGCAGACAAUUAAAAGAAGAUGAUCUUAGAGAGAAGUUCGAACGCUUCGGUGAUAUCGAAGAUGUAUAUAUUCCUAGAGACCGUAAUACGGGGGAAUCGAAAGGUGUCGCGUAUAUCAAGUUUGACAAAACUUCCUCGGCCGCUGCCGCUAUCAAAGACUUGCAUUUGAAAACAUGUGGUCCAGAUAACAAACCACUUAAAGUUAUGGUAGCCGUAAAUAAAAAUGAAAGCCCCGCACAAAACGAUAAUGAGGACAGGUACAAGCGUCUAUUCAUAAAAGUCUCCAGAGAGAUCACAGAGACUGAAGUGAGACAACAUUUCUCAACAUUUGGCGAUGUGGAGUCUGUUCGCUUACAGAAAGAUAAACUCACUGACACUUGCAAGGGGUUCGCUUAUGUGCAAUAUAAGUCAUUCUAUGAUGCUGCAAAAGCUUUUGAAGAAUGUGAUAAAAAAUAUAAACCUGUAUUUGCAACACCUCGUGAUGACUUAAAGCGUAGUAGAAACAGUAUUGAUAUGUGGCAGGAACACAAUGUUCAUAUAAAUAACUACAGUGGACCUAAGUAUACCCCGAAUAUGAAAGAAAGAAACUAUAAACCUAAAAUUGAGUUAAAAUCUCAACACAAUCAUAAUUUAGGUGGCCCUCAGGAUUUUAAUACCAUCUCUGUAAUAUGUACCCCACAAGUCUCACAGAAAUUCAUUAAGAACCUAUUUGACAUUGUGCCGGGCAUGUUGCAAUGUGAUUAUUCUAUGGACUCAUUCAAUGGGAUCUCCAAAGCCUCGAUCACUUAUGAAACAACAAAUUCAGCUGGAUAUGCUGUGGAGAAGUUAAACAACUUUGAGUUUCCUUCUGGAGAAAUAUUAACUGUUACACCAGAUAAUAACCCUUUGAGCAAGGCUGCUAAUGAUCUAACUGCUGUGGUAAAUAACUUUAAGAAUGCUGUGGACUCUGGUACCCCAGAUUUGCUGCAGCUUGCUGAAGUCAUUGCCCGAGCAUCUUCUUUAAUCAAAGCUGCAACUCAGACUACAACAGUUCAAACUGAGUUGCAUUCACAAAAUUCUUUUGAAGACCCUAGCUAUUGCAAUGUAAGCUUGCCGCCACCUAAACCAAUGGCAGACGUGAACAGCAGGGUUGCUCAAAGGUUGUUCAUUAUUUGCAGGCCUCAACCUCCACCUCUGAGUGUAUUAAUAGACAUAUUUUGCCGUUUUGGAGAUCUCAUUCAUGUUUCCACUAUACCUACUAAAAGUUUUGGGUUUGCCAAGUAUGCUUCUGUACAGUCUGCACAAAAUGCAAUUGGCAAAUUGAAUGGAGCUGUUGUUACUGGGAUACAACUCAAAGUUAUGGAGGCAGAUGAAAGACCUACAGUUACUGAGAGGACUGACCGUAUGGAGAUUAUUGACGAUGAAAUGGACGGCAGCAAAAGAAUUAAACUUGAUGACUAAGACCCAUGAUAUAAUGUAGACUAAAAAAAAGACUUAUUUUACUGUUUUAAUUUGACUAAUGCUUGCUGGACUACAUUUUUAUUUAUAUAAGUGAAACUUUACAUAACUGGACAUUGUUUGGUGUUAAUGAAUGACUUGUUUAUUAUUAUCAUGUCUUAUUUUAAGCUUUUACACAAAUGGUUAAACACUGGGUAGCUAGACUAUUGUCUUGUCACUUUAAUAUGCAACUCCCAUAACGCAUUUAAAAUGGGAUACCUUUAGUCAGCUUACAAUGUUGUUGACUGUUUGUACAAGCUCUUUGGUUUUAAUGUACUUUUUUCUUCAGAUAAUUUAAUUAAAUGAAAUAAGAGGUAAAUUAAA